Messenger RNA from Cavenderia fasciculata, 2787 nucleotides. RefSeq lists its product as uncharacterized. The transcript is spliced from 6 exons. The record is from RefSeq and is a predicted model, not a curated record. Lineage: Eukaryota; Evosea; Eumycetozoa; Acytosteliales; Cavenderiaceae. The coding region runs from base 1 to 2787 and encodes 928 amino acids.
AUGUCUUGCAACAACCAAUAUGUCUUUGUCAACGACACCAACUCAUUGUCAUCAUCUUUUUCAUUGUUCAACCAUGUUGAGCAACAAUCGACUAUCAUCCAAAAUAACAAUAUUUCUUUGUCUAUGAUGCCAUCAUCCGUUUCAUUGCCAUCUUUUAAUCAUUUUGAACAUCCAAUCAUUCUUAUCAAAAACAAAAACAACAAAAACAACAUCAACUACAACAACAAUAAUAAUAAUAGCAAUAAUAAUAACGAUAUCCAUUCAUCUAUUUCACAAACCCAAUUUGAUUCAAAUCAUAUUGUUUCUCAAUGUCAUUUACCAUCAAACCAUACUUUUAUUCCUGUCUAUAACAACAAAAAUAAUAAUAACAAUAAUUUAUCUUUUAAUUCAUCAAUUUCAAUUCCUUUUAAUGUUUUGUCCCAAUCCCAUUUCCAGUUACCAUUAAAUCACUCAACCAACAACCAUAUAAUUUUCUAUGACGACAAAGAGGAGGAGGAGGAAGAGGAAGAGUAUGUUCAAUGGAACAGCAACAGCAGCAACAACACAAUCUCAUGUUUCAACCAUGUUAAACAUCAAUUAAUUUCCAUCAACUAUCCAUUGCCAAUUAAGGAGGAGGAGGAGGAGGAGGAGUCUGUUCAAUUGAACAGCAACAGCAAUACAAUCUCAUUUUCAUAUUUCAACCAAUCAAUUCCCAUCGAUAAUAAUAAUAUUAUUUCAUUCCUCAAUGUCCAUCAAUCAUCGAUUCCAUGUUUUAAAUCUAGUGAUAUUUUAACUCAUUCAACAACAAACAACCACAUUCUUGUAGAGGAGGAGUUUGUUCAAUUGAACAACAGCAGCAAAAUCACACAUUCAUUAACUUGUUUAGACAAUGUUAAACAUCAAUCAAUUCCAAUUAGUAAUCAAUCAAAUAAUAAUAAUAAUAACUAUUUUUCAUUAAUUCAUUCAUCAUCAUUGAAUUCACCUAUUCCAUUUUCAUCUGAUUAUUUUAACUCUGCAAACACUUCCACAUCAUCAUCAUCAACAUUAUCAAAUACAAUCAAUUCAACAAGAUCAAAGACAAGCCCAUUUUCAAGAUACUCCAGCAACAUCUCAAGAAUAGAAAACAACAACAACGCGGUAACAAGCUCUGACAAUUUAAACCAAUUUACUGAUACCUCUUCUUUUAUUUUUAUAGAUACCAAAGUUGCCAACAAUUAUUUUGAUUCUCUCAAUUGUUUCGGAACCAAUCAUUCAAAUCAUACAAUAAUACAACAAUCAUCAUCACCAAUCAAUCAUCAUACAAUCCUCACCACAACCCACACUCACAAUCAAUAUUCACAAAUCACUCCACCAUCUUCAAAUAAUAAUAAUAAUUCCUAUUCAUUUAUUCACCCAUUAUUAUCCAUUAAUACAGAUUUUAUUGUGCCCCAAUGUCAAUCACAACCAUUAAUUUCAAAUUACUCAACAACCAACAACCUCAUUCUUUUAGAAGAAAGGGAAAAGACUGUUCAAUUGAACAGCAACAACAACAACAACACAAUCACAAUCUCAUUGUUCACCCAUGUUGAACAUUAUUCAAUUCAUAAUAAUAAUAAUCAUAAUAUUUCUUUCCAUCAAUUAAGUGAUACAUUAUAUCAAAGUCAAUUGUCAAUUCCUUUUAUAUAUGUUUUGUCUCAAUCCAUGUCACCCAUUCCAUUAAACUCUAGCGAUGUUUUGUUUCAUUGUCAAUCACCAAAUCAUUCAACAGCCACCAACAAUUUUAAUUUAGAUCAGGAAGAGUCUGUUCAAUUAAACAGCAGCAGAAAUACAAUCUCAUUUUCAUAUUUCAAUCAAUCAAUUCCCAUAGAUAAUAAUAAUAAUAAUAUUUCAUUCUUCAAUGACCAUCAUCAUCGACUCCAUGAGUUUGUUCAAUUGAACAGCAACAGUAGCAUCACAAAUUCAUUAACUUGUUUAGACCAUGUUAAAAACCAAUCAAUUCUUUUUAAUAGUAAUCAAUCAAAUAAUAAUAAUAAUUAUUAUUCAUUAAUUCAUUCAUCCAUUUCACCUAAUCAUUUCAACUCAUUCUCAUCAUCAAACACAUCAUAUAUAUCAAAUAUAAUCAAAUCAACAAGAUCAAUUGCAAGCCCAUUUAAAUCAAGACACUCCAACAUUUCAAGAUUAAAAAACAACCCGGUAACAAAUAACAAUAAUAAUACCAACACCAAAUUAAAAAAUACAAAUAUCAACAAUAAUAAUAAUAACUAUGCCAACAACAACUCAUCAUCAUCAUCAUCAUUCUCAUGCUUCAACCAUGUUGAAACAUUCAUCUCAACCAACAAUCAACCAAAAAAUAUUAAUAAUAAUAACAAAAAUAAUAACAAAAAUAACAAAAAUACAAAAACAAAUAUUAAUAAUAAUAUCAACAACAAUAAUAACAAAAAUACAAAAACAAAUAACAACAUCAAUAACACAAGAACAACAAACAAUAAUAAUAUUAUAAUCUUUGCCGAACACUUCAACCCACAAUCAAUCAUUCAUUCAUCACCAAUCCUCAAGUCAGUUGCCCGUCCCAAACCCAGUGAUCAAGAGUACCAGUUUCCAAGUACACUAAUCAUUAUUCUCUUCAACUCUUUUGAUAUUCAAUUACUUUUACCCAAGUGGUUUCCCUCUAUUCCUACUCUUUUCUUUUUAUACAUUUUCCGUUGCCAUCGUCCGUGCCCAGUCCAGUCCAGUCCAGUCCAUCAUCGUCCAUCCAUGUUCCACGUCUCCCUAGGCUUUUAUACCCAAAAAAGAUAUUCAAUUACUUUGAACCAAGUGGUUUCCUUUUAA